Messenger RNA from Truncatella angustata, 1122 nucleotides. RefSeq lists its product as uncharacterized. The record is from RefSeq and is a predicted model, not a curated record. Lineage: Eukaryota; Fungi; Ascomycota; Sordariomycetes; Amphisphaeriales; Sporocadaceae. The transcript has a single exon. The coding region runs from base 1 to 1122 and encodes 373 amino acids.
AUGCGACGUCGGCAGAAUAGCUCAUUGAGCUCAUCAUCUCGAGGACCUCCACACCACACACGGCGAACCUCGAAACUAUCACAGGAGCCCAUCGAGCCAAAGUCACCACACGUCUCCGACAAGUUCUUGCAGAGCUUUCUGUCGCCAUCGUUCGAUGCCGCCGACUACCUGAACUCCUCUCUCCCUCCGCUUCAGGCCCAUGUUUCCUCGAUAACGCCGAGUCAGGAAGGGGCCGUGCCGCUGUCUGAUUUGUCUUCGCAGGCGCAGACCUUGUUGUCGCAACUGAACGCGCAAACAACACGCCUGACGAACACACUGACGCAAUUGACCGAUGAUAUAUUAAGAAGUGGGAGCAGGUUGGCCUAUGAAGUGGAACUAUUGAGGGGCGAGACGCUGAGUCUUUCCGAAUCCUUAUCGGACGGGCUGCAUGACGACGUCGUCAAGUUUGUUCCCAGCGGGCUACAAGAGCACGCCGACGUCAAGCCCAACGGUGCAGCCGAAGGAACGCAAAGGAGGACAUCUGCGCCAGUAGUUCCAGAUGGCGCCACGGACACGGUCGCGGGGCAGGAUGUGGUGGAGGACCCUGCGUACAUCACGCACUUGCGCACCUUGACGUUGGUACGCGCGCGCUUGGACUCUGUGAUCAAGACUUUCGGAGACGCCAUGGAGUUUGUCUUCCCGCCGUCGGAGCUUUCCGUCAGCUCUGGCUUCUUGUCCGUCUCUGCUCCAGAUGCAGGGGGGCAUGACCAUAGCACGGAGGAAAAGGGACAGCAGGUGCUCAGGCAGCUCAGGGAUGAGAUAUCUGACCUCCUCAAGAGCAAAGACCCGGUGGCAGGCGUAGAGAAGGCGACGCUCCGAGUCGAGGAAUUGAAAGAGCUGAACGAAAUCUGGAAGGGCACGGCCGAGGAGAAGGGCAGGGCAAAAUUCAUAGACAGCUUGGCCAAAUUGGUAGAGGACAGACACAAGGAGUUGCUGCGAGAAAUGGAGCAGAACGGCAAGCGCGAUACCCGGGUUGAAGUCGAGAGCAGCCCCCGAAAGAGCACAGAAGGGCCUACGGAUACCAGGGGGGCUACAGGAUAUGGCUUCAUGAGCCAGCUUCAGAAAUUGCGAAGCGGUUUAUGA